Molecule: messenger RNA, 1286 nt
Organism: Alnus glutinosa
Lineage: Eukaryota; Viridiplantae; Streptophyta; Magnoliopsida; Fagales; Betulaceae
Product: E3 ubiquitin-protein ligase RING1-like
Exons: 4
Coding region: 151-1080 (309 amino acids)
Biological process (GO): protein ubiquitination
Cellular component (GO): cytoplasm
Molecular function (GO): ubiquitin protein ligase activity
Source: RefSeq, a predicted model, not a curated record
AGAAUCUUUUCUGCACCGCCCGGAACUGGAAGCUAAAGCCAUCCUUCUCUCUCUCUCUCUCUCUCUCUCUCUCUCCUCAUAAUUAAAACUCGCCUAUAAAAUACUAAUUAAACCAAUUUCCCUUUGGAAUUGGGAUCCAAAACAACUAUUAUGUCUUUUACCGGUGGCCGGCCUCGUCUCACGGCUACCGGAACCCGAAGAAUGAGAAGCUUCCAUAACUUCUGGUGUCAAAAUUGCCGACGCACUGUAAGGAGCCUCUCCGCAAACUCAAAUCAAAUCUUUUGCCCCAACUGUUUCCAUCAGUUACGCUUUGAGCUGGACAUAUCAAGGCGUAGGCUUAUCACUGACCUCGCCGGCCGGGAAAGCUCCUCUGCCGCCCGGCUAUUGGACUCCUUGGCUAUCCUGCUCGACCCCUUUGAAUGGGUAUCCGAAACUGAAACUGAACCGGUUCAACAGUCUUGGAUCACCCUCCAAUUUGUUGGACCGCCUCCUCGUCGGCCACCAACACCCAUUUCUCCAGUACCCGAAAAUAUUGUAAGCGAUGCCGUGGUCGAUAACCUGCUAAAUGAUUUCAUAGAAGGGAUGGCCGUGCAGAAUGACCGGCGAGGGCCGCCGCCGACGCCCGCUUCAGUCAUUGAAGGCUUGCCGAUGGUGAAACUGACGCGAAUGCAUUUGGAUAACGACCCGAGUUGCCCCGUAUGCAAGGAAGAGUUUGAGGUGGGUGGGGAAGUUAAGGAACUGCCGUGCGCGCAUUUUUAUCAUUCAGAUUGCAUUGUGCCUUGGCUGCGCAUCCACAACACUUGUCCCGUUUGCCGCUACGAGCUGUUACACAAUUCUUGCGACGACAACGACGAUCUUGAAGACGCCAUUGAUGAAGAUUUUCGAGUUGAAGACGUGACAAACGGACUGACCUGGUGGUGGAGUCAGCUGUUGUCUUUGUGGCCUUUCCGUGCACUCUCAGAUUGGACACACCGCCGCCUUCAUAUUGGAGAUACUAGCUCUCACAGGGCUAUUAUGUCGAGUGUCAAGUUCAGAUCAUGUCGAGGUAGCUCCUGGUGGCGCUCUUGGCCCAUUCUAUAGCUUUGUAUAAUAAUAUUUGUUUCUAAGGAAGGUAAAAAUAGAUUGUGAUAAUUAUUUUAAAGAUAGCCCGAAGCUUAGCAGUUAAUUUUCUUCUAAGGGGCGAUAUAUGCUUUGAGAUCUUCAUUACCUUGAUGGGUUUGGUUUUGGAAAUUGUAACAGUAAUUAACCAGUUUAUAUGUAAUCUUUCAAGAGUUAUCUGAUCAACC